Messenger RNA from Sinocyclocheilus rhinocerous, 497 nucleotides. RefSeq names its product CD9 antigen-like. The record is from RefSeq and is a predicted model, not a curated record. Gene Ontology annotation, cellular component: plasma membrane. The transcript has 5 exons. The annotation marks the transcript as partial. NCBI's taxonomy places the organism in Eukaryota, Metazoa, Chordata, Actinopteri, Cypriniformes, Cyprinidae.
GAUGCAACGAUGUGUGUUUCUUUCAGAUGGUGGGUUUUGGGCUAGUCUGUCUGGGAACAUGGUUUCGGGUCAUCACUACAUUCAUAGGAUUGUACCAAAUGAAUGAACAGAAAACAACACCGUUCACUAUUGGUGUGACGGCGUUGGUCACCACCGGUUUUCUGAUAAUGAUGGUCGCUGUUCUCGGCAAUCAUGGCGCAUGUAGCCGCAAUAAAUCUGUUCUUAAUGUGUUUUCUGGCCUGCUGUCCUUUCUGAUCAUCAUAAACAUCGCAGUAGGAGUGACGGCCUUUAUGUGGCGUGGAGAAAUGUCAGACAGGUUGGGAAAGUUCUACAUCAAGAUCUACACUCAGUAUCCGCACACCAGGCGUAAUAAUGAAACCAUGGUUCUCAAACUAUUCCACAAAACUUUAGACUGCUGUGGCAUUGGUGAACCGAUUGAACAGAGUGUGCUUGACACCUGUCCAGAAGGCAACUUCCCGAAGCAGAUCCCAUUUAAU